CUCCUGGACUGUCGGGCGCGGGGAGGGCGGAGAUCGCGGCGCCCGGCCCCGCGCGGGGAGCACGGCCGCGGAGUGGCCUAGAACGGGGGCCUGUUCCCCCCCGGAGGGGCCGAGCCGGGGCGGGGAGAUGAACGGCUUCAGCACGGAGGAGGACAGCCGCGAAGGGCCCCCGGUCGCCGCCGCCGCCGCCGCCGCCGCCGCCGCCGCCGCUGCCGCUGCCGCCGCCGCCGCCGCCGCCGCCGCCGCCACCCCGGGCUACGGCCAGAGCUGCUGCCUCAUCGAGGACGGCGAGCGCUGCGUCCGGCCCGCCGGCAACGCCUCCUUCAGCAAGCGGGUGCAGAAGAGCAUCUCGCAGAAGAAACUCAAGCUGGACAUCGACAAGAGCGUAAGGCACCUGUAUAUCUGUGACUUCCACAAAAACUUCAUCCAGAGUGUCCGAAACAAAAGGAAGAGAAAGACGAGUGACGAUGGCGGCGAUUCUCCUGAGCACGACACUGACAUUCCUGAGGUUGACUUGUUCCAGCUGCAGGUGAACACUCUGCGACGUUAUAAACGACACUACAAGUUGCAGACCAGACCAGGCUUUAAUAAGGCCCAGUUAGCAGAAACCGUCAGCCGCCACUUCAGGAACAUACCUGUGAAUGAGAAGGAGACCCUCGCCUACUUCAUCUACAUGGUGAAGACUAACAAGAGUAGACUGGACCAGAAGUCCGAGGGCAGCAAGCAACUGGAGUGAGGAGAACACCCAGCCUAGAGGAAUGAGGUUCGAUAGAAGCCUGAGGCCCAGGUGAUAUCUGCGUCAUGCAAGCCCGUGAUGACUGUUAACUUUUAUUGUAAAUAAAAAAAGUUGGAAUGAUGAA
Molecule: messenger RNA, 860 nt
Organism: Dipodomys spectabilis (banner-tailed kangaroo rat)
Lineage: Eukaryota; Metazoa; Chordata; Mammalia; Rodentia; Heteromyidae
Gene: Sap30l
Product: SAP30 like
Exons: 4
Coding region: 128-736 (202 amino acids)
Biological process (GO): regulation of DNA-templated transcription
Cellular component (GO): histone deacetylase complex
Molecular function (GO): transcription coregulator activity; protein binding
Source: RefSeq, a predicted model, not a curated record